AUGGGCAUCUGGGAUGCUUUCACCGGCAAGAAACAGCCCACCUCACAAUCACCUCAAUCAGAAACCCUCCAGGACAAUGCGCCAACGACAGUCACCUUCAACCCCACCACCGACGAUGUCUCCUCCUUCAUGACCACACCCGGCGCAUACGACCCCGCCGCGCUACAUCCUCUCGCCGGCCUGAACCAAGACACGCUCGAUUACCUCACCCUCGACGACUCCGCCCUGUCCGACCUCCCCGGCAGCCGCUCCAUCCUGCCAUCGAGAGGCUGGUCAGAUGAUCUCUGCUAUGGUACCGGCGUCACAUACCUCGCCGCGCUAUCAUUGGGGGGUGCAUGGGGUCUGGCGGAAGGCUUGAACAGAUUACCUUCCACCGCACCGCCGAAACUACGGCUAAAUAGUGCUUUAAAUGCUAUCACGAGGCGAGGUCCUUUCUUGGGAAACAGCGCGGGUGUGGUGGCGAUGAUGUAUAACGGGCUUAAUAGCACGAUUGGGUAUUACAGGGGCAAGCAUGAUUCGUUCAAUAGCGUGGCGGCUGGGUCGUUGAGCGGAAUGAUUUUCAGGAGUACCAAGGGUGUACGGCCGGCGUUGAUCUCGGGUGGCAUCGUGGGUUCGAUCGCGGGUGGAUGGGCUUUGACACGCAAAGUCCUCCUCGAAUAA
Recurvomyces mirabilis is the source of this 660-nucleotide messenger RNA. It is a transcript of the gene TIM23, whose product is annotated as Mitochondrial import inner membrane translocase subunit tim23. Gene Ontology annotation, cellular component: TIM23 mitochondrial import inner membrane translocase complex; mitochondrial inner membrane. Bases 1 to 660 code for a protein of 219 amino acids. Gene Ontology annotation, molecular function: transmembrane protein transporter activity. Gene Ontology annotation, biological process: protein import into mitochondrial matrix. Lineage: Eukaryota; Fungi; Ascomycota; Dothideomycetes; Mycosphaerellales; Teratosphaeriaceae. The transcript is spliced from 2 exons. The record is from RefSeq and is a predicted model, not a curated record.